This is a messenger RNA of Danaus chrysippus (African queen), 993 nucleotides long. The record is from the annotation of a GenBank genome assembly. NCBI's taxonomy places the organism in Eukaryota, Metazoa, Arthropoda, Insecta, Lepidoptera, Nymphalidae.
AUGCCUCGCAAACGAAAGUCCAAUUUAGCUAAUAGCUCUAGCAGAACUCGGGCUGCUAAACUUGCUAGAUCACUGGAAUCAGAAGAGGAUUCACAGAUCCGUCGGACUUUAGAUGCCGAGCGUCACGCAGCUCAAAGGGCUGCUGAAACUUUUGAGCACACGCAGACCCGUCAUAAUUUAGACGCUGAUCGUCAUGCUGCACAAAGGGCUGCAGAGACCCCUCAGCAGACCCAAGCUCGCCAAGUCAUUGAUGCCGAACGUCACGCGGCUCAAAGAGCUGCUGAGACCUCUCAGCAGACCCAAGCUCGCCAGGUCAUUGAUGCCGAACGUCACGCGGCUCAAAGAGCUGCUGAGACCUCUCAGCAGACCCAAGCUCGCCAGGUCAUUGAUGCCGAGCGUCACGCGGCUCAAAGAGCUGCUGAGACCUCUCAACAGACCCAAGCUCGCCACGUCAUUGAUGCCGAGCGUCACGCGGCUCAAAGAGCUGCUGAGACCUCUCAACAGACCCAAGCUCGCCACGUCAUUGAUGCCGAGCGUCACGCGGCUCAAAGAGCUGCUGAGACCUCUCAGCAGACCCAAGCUCGCCACGUCAUUGAUGCCGAGCGUCACGCGGCUCAAAGAGCUGCUGAGACCUCUCAACAGACCCAAGCUCGCCACGUCAUUGAUGCCGAGCGUCACGCGGCUCAAAGAGCUGCUGAGAUCUCUCAGCAGACCCAAGCUCGCCAAAUCUUAGAUGCUGAGCGUCAAGCUUCGUACAUAGCCGCAGAGACCUCCGAAGAAACACGUAGAGGACGUUUAAUUAAUUCCGAGCGGCAAGCAGAAAGGAGACGUACGUUUACGAUGAAUACGUGGGAGGCAUUUGCCGAUGCUGCUUUUGAUUAUGAUCCGUUAAUUGAUUACUUUAAUCAUCGAUUAGUCCUCAUAGGUAGAAUGGCCAAUAAAUGCAGACACUGUGAUGCACUCAAGUGGAAGGAAGAGACCCCAGUUGCCUGA